Messenger RNA from Alligator mississippiensis (American alligator), 3694 nucleotides. It is a transcript of the gene HNRNPU, whose product is annotated as heterogeneous nuclear ribonucleoprotein U. NCBI's taxonomy places the organism in Eukaryota, Metazoa, Chordata, Crocodylia, Alligatoridae. Gene Ontology annotation, biological process: positive regulation of transcription by RNA polymerase II; negative regulation of telomere maintenance via telomerase; negative regulation of transcription by RNA polymerase II. Gene Ontology annotation, cellular component: nuclear chromosome; cytoplasmic ribonucleoprotein granule; CRD-mediated mRNA stability complex. The transcript is spliced from 14 exons. Gene Ontology annotation, molecular function: ribonucleoprotein complex binding; RNA polymerase II cis-regulatory region sequence-specific DNA binding; poly(C) RNA binding. The record is from RefSeq and is a predicted model, not a curated record. The coding region runs from base 82 to 2610 and encodes 842 amino acids.
CCCGCCAGCCCGCAACCGCCGCCCGCCCGCGCCGAGCCGAGCCGCCCGCCCGUCCGCGCAGGCCCCGCGCCCCGCGCCGCCAUGAGCUGCUCGCCCGUGAACGUGAAGAAGCUGAAGGUGUCGGAGCUGAAGGAGGAGCUGAAGAAGCGGCGCCUGUCUGACAAGGGCCUCAAGGCCGAGCUCAUGGAGCGCCUGCAGGCCGCGCUCGACCAGGAGGAGGCGGGCGGCGGCCCUGCCGAGCCGGGCAACGGCAGCAUGGAGGAGGAGGAGGAGGAGGAGAUGCAGGCGGAGGCGGGCGGGGAGGGCGCCGCGCCGCCGCGCCCCGCCGACCAGGCCGCGGCCUGCGCUGCCGCCGCCGCUGACGACGACGAGGAGGGGCUGGAGGCGGCCGACGGCGACGCCAUGGAGCUGGGCGAGGAGAACGGGGAGCGCGCGGGGGCCGGCGGCGGCGCGCUGGCCGAGGAGGAGGAGGAGGAGGAGGAGGAGGACGACGAGGACGAGAACGGCGACGACCAGGGCUUCCAGGAGGGCGAGGACGAGCUGGCCGACGACGACGAGGCCGCGGCCGGCGACGCCAACGGCCAUGGCGAGCGGGAGGCGCAGGCGGCGCCGACACCACCGGCUGCGGCCCAGGCCCCGCAGCAGCAGCAGCAGCCGCCGCGCGCCGCCGCCGCCGCCCCCGCCGCCAAGGAGGUGCCCGGCAAAAGCGGCGGCAGCCCCUCGGCAGCGCCCGGUCCCGCCAAGCAGCAGCAGCCGCCGCCGCAGCAGCAGCAGAAAAAAGCGGAAGGCGGAGGCGGCCGCCCCGGGGCGCCGGGCGCUGGCGGAGAUGCUAAACCAGAACAAAAAGUUGGCGAAAAGAAGAGGGGUGUGAAGAGACCACGUGAAGACCAUGGUCGUGGAUAUUUUGAGUACAUUGAAGAAAACAAGUACAGCAGGGCCAAAUCUCCUCAACCUCCUGUUGAAGAGGAAGAUGAGCAGUUUGAUGAUACAAUGGUUUGUCUUGAUACUUAUAACUGUGACCUGCAUUUUAAAAUCUCAAGAGACCGUUUUAGCGCUUCUUCUCUGACGAUGGAAAGUUUUGCCUUUCUCUGGGCUGGAGGAAGAGCUUCCUAUGGAGUUUCCAAAGGCAAAGUCUGCUUUGAGAUGAAGAUUACAGAGAAGAUUCCUGUUAAACAUUUGUAUACAAAAGACAUUGAUAUACAUGAAGUGCGGGUUGGCUGGUCACUCAAUACAAGUGGAAUGUUGCUUGGUGAAGAAGAAUUUUCUUAUGGAUAUUCCCUAAAAGGAAUAAAGACAUGCAAUUGUGAAACUGAAGACUUUGGUGAGAAGUUUGAUGAAAAUGAUGUGAUUGCAUGUUUUGCUAACUUUGAUGGUGAUGAAGUGGAACUCUCAUAUUCCAAGAACGGACAGUAUCUUGGUGUUGCAUUCAAAAUCAGUAAGGAAGUUCUUGCUGGAAGGCCACUCUUUCCACAUGUUCUCUGCCACAACUGUGCAGUUGAAUUCAACUUUGGUCAGAAAGAUGAACCCUACUUUCCUGUUCUUGAAGAGUACGCCUUCAUUCAGAAGGUUCCACUAGAAGAUCGGGUUCGUGGACCAAAGGGACCUGAUCAAAAGAAAGAUUGUGAAGUAGUAAUGAUGAUUGGCUUGCCUGGAGCUGGAAAAACAACAUGGGUCACCAAACAUGCAGCAGAGAACCCUGGAAAAUACAACAUCCUUGGAACAAAUACUAUUAUGGACAAAAUGAUGGUUGCAGGUUUUAAGCGGCAGAUGGCUGACACUGGAAAACUAAACACGCUGUUGCAGAGGGCUCCACAGUGUCUUGGCAAGUUCAUUGAGAUUGCUGCUCGUAAGAAGCGGAACUUCAUUUUGGAUCAGACAAAUGUGUCUGCAGCUGCGCAGAGGAGAAAAAUGUGCCUGUUUGCAGGCUUCCAGCGCAAAGCAGUUGUUGUUUGCCCUAAAGAUGAAGACUACAAGCAAAGAACACAAAAGAAGGCAGAGGUGGAGGGAAAAGAUCUUCCAGAGCAUGCAGUUCUCAAAAUGAAAGGGAACUUCACACUGCCAGAGGUAGCAGAAUGUUUUGAUGAAAUAAUCUAUGUAGAGUUACAAAAAGAGGAAGCCCAAAAGCUCUUGGAACAAUAUAAAGAAGAAAGUAAAAAGGCUCUUCCCCCAGAAAAGAAACAGAACACUGGUUCAAAGAAGAACAAAAAGAGUAACAAAAAUCAGUUCAGAGGACAGAGGGGACGCGGAGGAUUCAACAUGCGUGGCAACUUCAGAGGAGGUGUACCUGGGAAUCGUGGUGGAUACAACAGAAGGGGUGGCAAUAUGCCUCAGCGUGGAGGUGGUGGUGGAGGUGGUGGUGGUGGUAGCAGUGGUGCCAUUGGCUAUCCAUACCCUCGUGGUCCUGUUUUUCCAAGCAGAGGUGGCUAUUCAAACAGAGGAAAUUAUAACAGAGGUGGAAUGCCCAACAGGGGGAACUACAACCAGAAUUUCAGAGGAAGGGGAAAUAAUCGUGGCUACAAAAACCAAUCUCAGGGCUACAACCAGUGGCAGCAGGGUCAAUUCUGGGGUCAGAAGCCAUGGAGUCAGCAUUAUCACCAAGGAUAUUAUUGAAUACCCAAAUAAACGAACUGAUACAUAUUUCUCCAAAACCUUCACAAGAAGUCGACUGUUUUCUUUAGUAGGCUAACUUUUUAAACAUUCCACAAGAGGAAGUGCCUGCGGGUUCCUUUUUUAGAAGCUUUGUGGGUUGAUUUUUUUUUCCUUUUUUUUUUUUUUUUUUGUACAUUUUUAAUUGCAGUUUUAAAGUGAUUCGUAAGAGAACCUCAGCAUUGUGCACGAUAAGAGAAUGUGUCAGUAUUUCAGGGUUCUACAUUUUAUCUGUAAAAUGUGACUUUUUUUUUUUUUUUACCACAACAAAAGUAAAACGUUGCUUUGUAUCUGGUGUCUUCUUAUUAAAAAUUUUUUUUUUCUUUUUCCCCCUUCGCCAAUUUCUGAGAAACAGUCGUGAGUCACUGUCCAAUACAAUAGAAAUGUUAGCAACCAAAUUCAUGUAGAGGCUUAUAGUGGCCCUCAUGAAUAUCAUGAGACUGUAAAAGCUCAUAUUACACUCCAUCCUCUCUAUGCCGUUUCUAAGGGGGGAGGGGGGCAGAUUUGGGAAGCAAAAGUUUUCUGGCAAUAACUAGAAAGGCUUUUUGUAACUUUGGAGUGCUGUAAAACUGGGGACAAAGAGGAAAUCCAGUGGUAAAUAGUGAAGGUGGAGUGCAUGUAGAAGAGCUCUUAAAGUGUAAAACUUGGUUGCAUUAUUUGUGGAGGCUCAAACUUGUGAAGGUACAACAUCAUAAAUUCUUUUCCAUUUGUUCUGCAUUUUGAUUCUGAAAAGAAGCUGGCUUUGUCCAUUUCUUAUUAAACAAAACUUGUUGUAAAUCAGUUGUCUAAUGGGAUCUAUAUAAAGUUAGCUGUGUGUCUGUAACCCUUUCCCCAGAAAAUACUGUAUACCUAGUGUGCUUGUAGUAGUUACUCCACCAUUUUGUAAGCUAAUGAAACUGUGAGUCACCCAUUUUAUAUCUAAUUUUUAAUCAUGUCUAUUCUCAAAUGGGUGUAUCUCCUUAGCCUGCUGAUUUCCUUUUCUCUUUAAAAAAGUGGGUGGAGAAAUUAAACUUUAGACGUUUGUUUGCAAUAAAAUAAAUUCAUUUUA